CCGCCCUUGUACCAGCAAUAUUUAUACAGUCAGACAUCCAUACGCGGAAGGCGAUCUGUCAGUGACGUGAGCGAACCAAUGCAACCUCAGUUUUGCGCCGGCAAAUUGCAGUAGAUAAGAGACUCAAACGACGAACGCGCAGCACGGGGACGCGCCCAACAGUGCAGAUGUGUCGCAGAUUUGAAAAGUCAUUCCAUACACAGAAAGAUCUAGUUAAAGGAGAUGGAACAGGCAGCAGAGCAUCAAAACUGAACAGAAAUCAGGCCAGGGUGGGAGUAAAGCUUUGGUAAACGCUUUUAUUGCUCUGACCAUUCCUGUUAUUUGCGUGGAAGAGAGGAACGCAUUCGGCAAACAAACAUCAGCAACUGUUUUUUGGGAACAGGCGGAGAACGAACUUUAAGAGGAAUGGAGCUGUCAGCGAUUGGGGAACAAGUGUUUGCUGUGGAGUCAAUCAUCAAAAAAAGAAUAAGAAAGGGAAAUGUGGAGUAUUUGCUGAAGUGGAAGGGAUGGCCCCCCAAAUACAGUACAUGGGAACCUGCAGAGCACAUUCUGGACCCACGCUUGGUUCUCGCUUAUGAAGAGAAGGAGCAGAGGGACAGGGCACUGGGUUACCGGAAAAGAGGACCGAAGCCCAAAAAGCUGCUUCUGCAGAACGUCUACACCAUGGAUCUGCGAAGUGCGCACAAGCCCCAGACGCAGCCACCAGCCCGCUUGCGGCUCUCCCUUACGCGGACGCUAGAGCCACAGUCGACCACCUCCACAGACCAGCCUUACCAGUCGUACGGAGGGGCUCUAUGCCACGGGCUAGCCCAACACAAUAGCAAACAGAGCCAGGCAGAGUACCCAUGGGUUCCCAGUCCCCCACAGACACCCACCCCUUCUCAGGGACUGUCAGAAGAGGAUUGGGAGGAACAGGGGGAGGAGGAGGAGGAGGAGGAGGAGGAGACCGGGGCAGAGGAGGCCGAUGUGGAGAUGGCCAUGCGGCGAGAUGUCCUCAGCAGACCUGGAAGGUCAAAGUGCUGGUCCCCCGAUACCCAGCCGGAGGAAGUGACCGCGUCCCAGACUCCAGAGAGCUGGAGCCCGUUCACCAGUGCCGAGGACGUCACUGUGACGGACGUCACCAUCAACUCUCUGACAGUGACGUUUAAAGAGGCCCUGACUGCCAAGGGCUUCUUCAGGGGCUGGGACUUGGAAUUUGAAUAAGCCUUGGCAAAUGAUGAAAGGAUAAUGGAGAGAGCGAGAAAAAAAGAGAGGAGGGUGUGUGAGUGUGUGUGUGUGUGUGGGGGGGGUUGCGUGUGUGAAGAAGUAAAGUCCAGACCUUUUAAGACAAUUUUUGAAAAGGGUCAUUUUGUAUGACACACCUUUCCUCGUUCUCUCACAAAGGUAUGUUUUGCACAGCUGAGACACAGUACACACUUAUGUAGGUACGCAUAGCAAACAUAGACCAGGGUUAGUCAGCAGAUUGAUGUCAUUCCGUCCACUUUUCGUUGAGCCCAUGUGCAUGAUAUUGGGCCCCUGUGAACUUAACAAAUGGAGUUAAUUUUCCAUUUCAAAGGUUUGUCUGUAGAAUCUCUCAUGUAGUUUAGACAGUUUAGCACACUGCCCUGUAUACUGUGAUGUUUACAUCAUACAAGACAGAUGAGGAACCCAGUGUUCACUUGGAAGAACUGGACUGUGCUUGUAUUGCCCAUUAGUAGUUCCUCACACAGAAUUCUUUCAAAUAUCCAUCAUUGGUCAAAAAGUACCAAUGCUGCUUCAGCACUAGUCUCGGAACACUGACAUGGUUUACGCAGUGUGGACCGUGUUCGAGACGAACGCUGGCUGUGACUGUUGCACUGAAAAACACAGUUUGUCCAUCAUGCACUGGCAUGUGCCAUUUCCUUGCCUGGUUACCGAUUUCAUAUUAUGUUCAUCAGAAGUAUUACACUCACGUUUAUGUAUUACCUGUUAUCGUUACUUUUAAGCUAGAUUUUCAUAGUUUUUGUCUAUCCCAGAUAUGCCUCUCUCUGGUCAACACACACACACAGCCUAUCACUAGUCAUGCAAAUGCGCUUUCUAAUCAGUCAUCCAUGGUGGAGUUCUCUUUGAAGAGGAGUUUAGAAUGGCCUUAGCACAACUGUGUUUUAAACCUGAGGGUCUUACUAAUGUUGAAUGUAUUGUAUUUAUUAUUUAUUUAAAAGUAGAGUAUUUGUUAGUGAAAAAGGACUAAAUGGACUCCUUGAAUGGAUGCAAGUGUGUGAGGGUCUGGAGUAAGGUUUGCUCAAACAGGGCAUAUUUAAUGCGGGUUUACUGGGUUCCAAUGGAAAUUCAAGAGACCUGGGAAGUCUUGGCAUUGUGCAGUAUGAACAUUCUAGUCUUUCUGUUGACGUUAAUAAAAAAAAUUUGCCUUUUAUAUUUAAAUAAAUUCAUGUGUCUACAUGUAAA
Molecule: messenger RNA, 2424 nt
Organism: Sardina pilchardus (European sardine)
Lineage: Eukaryota; Metazoa; Chordata; Actinopteri; Clupeiformes; Clupeidae
Gene: cbx7b
Product: chromobox homolog 7b
Exons: 6
Coding region: 406-1203 (265 amino acids)
Biological process (GO): negative regulation of transcription by RNA polymerase II
Cellular component (GO): PRC1 complex
Source: RefSeq, a predicted model, not a curated record